Molecule: messenger RNA, 2029 nt
Organism: Asparagus officinalis (garden asparagus)
Lineage: Eukaryota; Viridiplantae; Streptophyta; Magnoliopsida; Asparagales; Asparagaceae
Product: embryogenesis-associated protein EMB8-like
Exons: 14
Coding region: 159-1877 (572 amino acids)
Molecular function (GO): short-chain carboxylesterase activity; monoacylglycerol lipase activity
Source: RefSeq, a predicted model, not a curated record
CGUCAUGCUCAUCAGAAUCCAUCCAUAAAAACGUCGCAUCUCUCUCUUUUGUCCGCUUGCGCUUCUCUAUCUUCAUACAAUCACUCGCUCUUCACCGCCGACGACGCCAAGUUCCCAAUCCUUUUAGGGUUUCCGAAACCUCACCUUGAUCUUCAUCGAUGGCGUGCGCCGUCACCGACUCCGAUCUCACGCUCCCCAUUCUCCUCCUCAAGUCCUUCUCACUGAUCCGGACCUUUCACUGCAUCGUAGCCCUCUCGGUCUUCGCCCUAAUUUUCCUCUACAGGUUCCUCGAGUUUCAUUUCCUUCGGGACGCCGCUCGAGGGUUUAGGGGAGAUCGAGUGGCGCUCACAUUCGAUCCGAGGUCCGAAAUCUACGAGGGCGUCGUCUCCAAGUGUCGGGUUCUUCACGGGAGGUAUUUGGUGACGCCGUGGCUUGCGAGCCCUCAUUUACAGACGGGGUUCUUGCAUUUUUUCGGGAGGGCUGCGCCCUUUUGUUAUAGAAGGCAAUUAUACACUGUUCAGGACGGGGGAACUAUUGCUUUGGAUUGGUUGCUCGCUUCUGAUGUCACAGGUGCUUCUUAUGACACUGGCAGGGUCAUUUCUAAAGAUGAUUCAACUCCCCUUGUGAUUGUGAUUCCUGGACUUACCAGUGAUUCCGCUUCUCCAUACGUAAGGCAUUUUGUUUACAGUAUGGCAAAGCAAGGUUGGAAUGUUGUUGUUGGCAACCAUCGGGGUCUGGGUGGUAUCUCAAUUACUUCUGAUUGCUUUUAUAACGCCGGAUGGACGAAUGAUGUGCGUGAAGUUAUUAACUGUCUUCAUCAAGAGUACCCCAAGGCUCCUCUCUUUGCCAUUGGGACAAGCAUCGGAGCAAAUAUUUUGGUUAAAUACCUAGGAGAAGAUGGGGAGAACACUCCUCUUGCUGGGGCAGCAUCUAUUUGUUCUCCAUGGGAUCUUGUGGUCUGUGACAGGUUUAUUAAUCGCAAGCUUGUCCAGCGGUUGUAUGACAGAGCUCUUGCUCUUGGGCUUAAAGGUUAUGCUCAACUACAUCAGGCUGUUUUGACGAGGCUUGCAAACUGGGAUGGGAUCAGAAGUUCACGUACUGUUAGGGAUUUUGAUAACCAUGCCACUUGUAUUGUUGGAAAGUUUGAGACAGUGGAUACAUACUAUCGCCACUGCAGUUCUGUUAGUUUUGUCAAGGGUGUAUCUGUUCCUCUGCUCUGCAUCAGUGCUUUGGAUGAUCCAGUUUGUACGAGUGAGGCUAUUCCUUGGGACGAGUGCAGGGCUAACAAGAACAUUGUUUUGGCAACCUUACCUCAUGGAGGCCAUCUCGCAUUUUUCAAAGGGCUUACUGCACACAGCUUAUGGUGGGUUGGAGCCGUCAGCGAGUUUCUUUCUGUUUUACACUCUAGCCCAUACAUGCAUGAACAACAACAGAUAGAGAGUACUGGGGUUCAUUCUCCUCUUGAGUCUUCAAUCGAUAAGUCCCCCUACGUAAACAUCAUGGAAGAUGGACUGGUUACUGCAUUGACUAAUGAUGAACCAAACAAUAACGAAGCAACAGCUUUACUCGAUGCUCGAACAACUCAUGAACAAAAAUCUGAUAUCAAUAGCACCACGGAAGAGGUGAAAGGAGAGAGAACCGAAAGGAGAACAAAUCCAGUUCAUGAAACUGUGCCCACUUGUGCACAAAGUGCACAUGAAGACACAAUUUCUGAAGUUUUUCAUAAUAUGACAGUUCAAGUGAAGAGAUCGAUGAAUCAGCUCACAAGGCAGAGUGGGAGAUCAAUCUGGUUGCUUGCUUAUAUUGCUAUAGUAACAACCUGGCCCCUUCUUGGUUCUUUCUUUCCUGCUGUCUUCAGAAAGAAGUUGAAGGUCUAGUUCCCCAAGUGGGUUGCUGGUAUAUUAUGUAAGCUAAUGUAUAACUCUGUUUAUGUUCAUGUAUUUCUGCCAUUCUGCAGCGUAUCCAUAAAUACAUAAAGAAAUAAAUUCACAAAUACUAAAAUAAUACAAAAGUCAGAAUCUUGCAUAAA